Molecule: messenger RNA, 1158 nt
Organism: Hermetia illucens (black soldier fly)
Lineage: Eukaryota; Metazoa; Arthropoda; Insecta; Diptera; Stratiomyidae
Exons: 2
Coding region: 152-853 (233 amino acids)
Molecular function (GO): protein binding
Source: RefSeq, a predicted model, not a curated record
UUUGCUGCGUGGCUGCAUUGCCAGUCUUUCCGUGAUUUUUAUUUCAUAUUUGAGUUGGUGUUGCUGGUGCUGCUUGAGGUUAUUUUUGAUAGCAUUCCCUGUGGAGGAUUUAUACGAAAAGGCUAAGUGAUCUCCCGUUAAAGUUGAAACCAUGGACUCGCUAAUAAUCCAACCGUUGACCGCAAAGAGUCUACUCCAUGUUACGCGCUACAGGCUAAAAUGCACCAUUAUGGAUUUCACGGAUCUGGUAGCGAAACGUGAUUCUGUUUACAUUCUGAGCCAAGAGUAUAAGAUAUCAGAUACAGAGAAAGUGCGGGUCGCCAUUUACAAUAGCCAAACUGCACCAGAUAAUCAGAAUUUUAUGUCGGUACAAGUGAGUGUGCAAAGUAGUACCCGAGAGGUCUUAACCGCAGGCUUGAUAUUGGCAAUCCUAACUGAAAACAAUAGCAGAGCAAAUUGGCAAGAUUUCGACAGGUUCCGGGAUAUAUCUCCAGACGACGGUUUUGAGGCAAUCAACUUCUUAAACAUGGACACUGUCUUGGAGCAGCAUCCAAACUGGGUUCGAAACGAUACGCUAAUAUUGCGUGUGAAUUUGUUUCUGGAUUCUUGUAAUAAAACUGAACCGAUCCUUCUAUUCGAUGAUGGUCCAACUGAUGUCUUAAGGAGACUUUUGGACGUCUACUACAAGCUCUUUUACGAAGGGUUAAAAGGCAAUAAACGCGACUAUGCAUUGUGCUUAUUUCAGGAUGGCAAAGAGUUCGCGCUGCAGGCGUUCCAUAAUAACGUCCUUCAAAUCGGAUUGAAACUUGGGAAAGAUGCUGAAGUAGCGAAGAUAAUUGUGUACAAGUUGUGAAGCAAUUUUAAUUAGUGUUUUGUUGAGUUUAUUUUUACGUACUAUCAGAAGAUGCGCGAAACUACUGAAAAGGUAUGAAGGCCCGGCUCAGUGGACAAGCCGACCAGUAGAGAGAAAGGAGCAGCAUCGUGGGGGUAAUAAUUUUGGCGGCCGAAAUGGAUAGAACCCAUUGAGAUUGAGAUCCAAAGGAGCGCCAGUAGGAACGAUGGCAAGCUCUGAGUUGCAUGACACUCCCUUGUUGACAGAAAACGUUGACGAACUCGCUAACCAAUCAGAAAUUCAAGUCGUCUUACUGGUAAGGAUGA